UGUUUGACGCUUGUUUUCAAGUCCUUUGCGCAGUUCCCGUCCCAGGUGUGUCGUCUCCCGGCGUCCCGGUCUGCGAGCACCUGCGGCAGCCCCCCCCACACCUGAACAUGGCGGAACGCUCGCAAGCCCAGGGCCGCAGCACGUGGGGGACGGAACGGGCCGGCUCCCGCUCCCACGCCCCGAGUCCCGCUCACCGGGGCGCACGCCGGCGCGGGGUCGGCCGCGCGGGGGAUGGGGCUCACGUGCCGUGAGACCGCGCCUCCCAGCCCUCCCCACCCACGCCCGGGGAAGAAGGAGGCCCACGUGACAGGCCCCGGAACGUGGCUCGGACAGCACCUGCGCGGCCCUGGGGGCGGCCGGCGCCCUGGACCGGACCACACCACAUCAGCACCCGUGAUGAUGGGUCGCUGCCUCCCUGCCGACCAUGGGGCCACCGAGCACAGGUCCGCCCAAACCCUCACACUGAACCCGACGCCCGUGGCCGAGCGCCCGCGCCCAGGAGCCCACGGGGAGUCAGAGCCGGCUGCAGGCAGCCGGCGCGGCCCGGCCACAGGUGCAGAAGCUCGCCUCUCGGGGAGACGCCUCACAGGUGAGCGUCCUGGGCGCCUGAGCUCGUGCUGCGGUGCUAACGAGCACGGCGUGCGAGCCGGGUGUCCGAGCCAGGUGUCCGAGCCAGGUGUGCGUGCCGGGCCGCCCCAAUAAGAGCCGGCAGGGGAAGCAAACGCCUGUGACCCUCAGAGACCGCAGGACUGCAGGCCCGGAGGGUCCUGGGGACAGGCAGGCAUCACACACACACACACACACCUCACACACACGAGGGCACACGCAGCAGACCAACUGCACGCACACGUCACACCCUGAGCAGCAGGAGCACGAGGGAAGGGAGGGACCAGCGGCGUUCCAACGCCCACAGCCAGAGCUUCCGCCCCCUGGGGCCCCGGCAGGACGUCUGUCUGGAGAACCCAGAGGCACAGAGGGUGUGAAGGACGCGCACAGGCAGCCCAGUCCCCACCGACACGCACCGACACGCAGGAAGGGUGCAGCGCUGAGCGAACCGGCCAGGGAGCGUGGCCUGCCCGGGAGCUAGAGAGGAGGGCACGCACCUCGACCCUGCGAACGACUGCUUUCCCCCGGGCGCACGAGCACCCGGCUGCAGCGUGAAGGGAGGAGACGGGCUGUCGGGCAGGAGGGGGCUCUGGGCCCCACGGCCCUGCGGUCGGCGGGGGGGGGUCAGACGGGAGGCCGUCUGGACGCGGCAGCCCCCCUCUGGGGCAGCGAUGAGGACACAGGUCGGCCCGGGCCGGUGCGUGGAGAUCGGCAGGAAACCCCGGGCUCUGGUCC
Molecule: messenger RNA, 1341 nt
Organism: Phyllostomus hastatus (greater spear-nosed bat)
Lineage: Eukaryota; Metazoa; Chordata; Mammalia; Chiroptera; Phyllostomidae
Product: translation initiation factor IF-2-like
Exons: 2
Coding region: 232-702 (156 amino acids)
Source: RefSeq, a predicted model, not a curated record